This is a messenger RNA of Prunus dulcis (almond), 930 nucleotides long. RefSeq lists its product as uncharacterized. The record is from RefSeq and is a predicted model, not a curated record. Bases 1 to 930 code for a protein of 309 amino acids. Lineage: Eukaryota; Viridiplantae; Streptophyta; Magnoliopsida; Rosales; Rosaceae. The transcript has a single exon.
AUGGAUAGAAAGGAUGGAGCGGAUCAUGGAGGUCAUGGCUGUUCCACAGAACAGCAGGGUUACUCUGGCCACCUUCUUCUUGAUCAGAAAUGCCAGACAUUGGUGGACUCGAUUAAGAGGAGAUAUCGGGAUCCUUUAGCCAUUACGUGGCAAGUAUUUAGAGCUGCAUUUGACAGUCAGUAUUACCCACAAGCCUACCAGAAUGUGAAGAUGCAAGAGUUUUUACAGCUGGAACAGGGGAUAAUGACUGUAUUAGAGUACGAGAAAAAGUUUCAUGAUCUGUCAAAGUAUUGUCUUCCACUGGUGGAGGAUGAAAUCAAGAAGUGUCAACUUUUCACGAUGGGGUUAAAGGCUUCCAUCCGAGAUAUUGUGAUCAGUCAGCGGUUGACUAAUUUUGGUGAUGUGGUGAUGUCUGCCUCGUUGAUUGAAAGUAGCCAGAUGAUGGUCAGGCCACGGGGUGAACUCCGUAAGCAGCAGUUUGACAUAGGUGGUCCUAGUCAGGGAUCAUCUAAGAGAGGCAGUUACAGUUCUGGAUCAUCUAGUGGUCGCAGCUAUGGAGGUUACCGACCUGGAUUUAGUUCCAGCGGAGGUUCCAACCAAAGUAGCAGUUCUGGAAACUGCUUUGGGGGUAGUACAGUUAGAGGUACUGGAAGACAGUUGCUGUCAGCAUCUGGCAGGAGGAGUCGCCCCCAAUGUGCCAGGUGUGGUAGGUACCAUUCUGGGCCUUGCCAGCAGGGCACUACUGGAUGCUAUUACUAUGGACAGUCUGGACAUUUUCGAAAAGAUUGCCUGUUGUUCCUUCAGAAUAGAGAGACCACAAUUGCAUCGACUCCAGGGACAGGUAUGCAGGGUAGAUCACAGGAGACACCACAGUUUGUGGAGGCUUCGUCCAGUGGUGGAGCCCAGACCAGUGUAGGCAGCAGUCAGUAA